Messenger RNA from Sander lucioperca (pikeperch), 913 nucleotides. It is a transcript of the gene eloca, whose product is annotated as elongin C paralog a. Gene Ontology annotation, molecular function: protein-macromolecule adaptor activity. The record is from RefSeq and is a predicted model, not a curated record. Gene Ontology annotation, biological process: ubiquitin-dependent protein catabolic process. Gene Ontology annotation, cellular component: elongin complex. NCBI's taxonomy places the organism in Eukaryota, Metazoa, Chordata, Actinopteri, Perciformes, Percidae. The coding region runs from base 286 to 624 and encodes 112 amino acids. The transcript has 4 exons.
GUGUUGUCUCCUUGGAAAUCAAAAAUGAAAUUAAAAUAAAAGAAUAUAGAAUAAGGAAUAAAGAAUUUAUAAUUUUCAAAUGUACAUUACGAUGAGCAUGAUAUGCAGUAAAGGGGACCGUUUCUCUAUUUAAAUGAAAUUCUACGGAAGAGAUUUAUCGCGGACGGACGGGUGUUCGUCUUAACUAGUUCCGGGUAUCAACAACCUGGUGGCUAACUUUAGCUGAAACGCAAUCUCCACUCCUCAAUCUACUACAGAGUGGGUAAACAGAAAUUCGGCAACAGGAUGGACGGCGAAGAGAGAACCUACGGCGGCUGUGAAGGGCCAGACGCCAUGUAUGUGAAGUUGAUCUCUUCAGAUGGCCAUGAAUUUAUUGUGAAAAGAGAACACGCCUUGACAUCUGGGACUAUCAAAGCUAUGUUAAGUGGACCAGGUCAAUUUGCUGAGAAUGAAACCAACGAAGUGAACUUCAGGGAGAUUCCAUCUCAUGUCCUGUCCAAGGUCUGCAUGUACUUCACCUACAAGGUCCGUUACACCAACAGCUCCACAGAAAUACCUGAAUUCCCCAUCGCACCGGAGAUCGCACUGGAACUGCUCAUGGCUGCAAACUUUUUGGAUUGCUAAAGUAGAAAAAAUGUAGCAGCUCAAAACAGUUUUAGAUUUUUUUGAAUAUUUAAAUUGUUUUGCCAUUUACUUAUAUGAAACAUGAAUGAGUAUGUCACCAUGUUAAACUUUUCUUUUUUUGCACCUGGCUUUCUGUCAUAGUUUUUAUUAGUAUUAAAGGAUUUCAUUUUAAUGUAAUAAAUGGAUAUGGCAGGCUGCAUCACCUGCCCCAGAAUGUGAUAAAUGUGCCCCCACCCCAUAAAUGUUCCCUCACCUUUCCAGAUUAAUAAAGAACUGUUUGGUGAGCACA